AUGGUUUAUUACUUUUUUAAGCUUUUUAAUUUUAAAGCGAAAGCUAUCCAAAAGUUAACGGUUUCGUUAAAAAGAAAGGCCAAAUACCGGAACUUAAAAAGCACCGAUUGGAUUGGGUUAAAAAUUAGGACGAAACGUGCAAAAAGUAACAAAAAUAACCGAAAGCUCGAAAACGGUUACGGUAAUGUUAAUUGGGGUCCAGCUUUAAUUAUUAAAAUAACUAUAACCGCUUGCAAAUUUGCAUUAUACGCGCAUAAAACGAAAUUAGCGAAAAAGCGCCCGGUUAAAUUUUUUGCGUUUAACGCGCUUUUAAACGGUUACACGCGUUAUUUUGUUAUUGGUAAUACCCAUUUUCCAAUUAAUUUGUUAAUAUUGUACAACGCUUCCAAAAUAUUACGCCGCCGCGCAAAGCACUUACAAUUGUUUGCUUUUGCUUUUGCAAAAAUUUUUGUAUUAAUAAAAGCCCGAAUAAUGGAAACGAAAGCGUAA
Molecule: messenger RNA, 489 nt
Organism: Gaeumannomyces tritici R3-111a-1
Lineage: Eukaryota; Fungi; Ascomycota; Sordariomycetes; Magnaporthales; Magnaporthaceae
Exons: 5
Coding region: 1-489 (162 amino acids)
Source: RefSeq, a predicted model, not a curated record